This is a messenger RNA of Monascus purpureus, 1671 nucleotides long. The record is from the annotation of a GenBank genome assembly. NCBI's taxonomy places the organism in Eukaryota, Fungi, Ascomycota, Eurotiomycetes, Eurotiales, Aspergillaceae.
AUGGGGGCUUCUCAGAUACCAUCAAAGUUCCAUUUAUCCCAUCAGGAGCAUCACAAGCCUUCCCAGGCCCCGACUCCUACCAGAGCGGACUCGAAUAUCGAGAAGGACAUCACGACCAUUGACGACAGCCCCGUGCCGCUGUUGACAUGGCGAACUUCCCUCCUCGGUAUCGUCGCCUCCAUGGGAGGUUUCAUCUUCGGUUACUCAACUGCUCAAAUUUCCGGUUUCACAACGAUGGAGGACUUCCUGCUUCGAUUCGGCCAGGUUCAUCAUGAGACUGGCGAGCACUACUUCAGCAAUGUCCGUAACGGUUUGAUCGUGGGUCUGCUGUCCAUCGGUACCAUGGUUGGUUGUUUGCUUGCUGCUCCCAUUUCCGAGAGAACUGGUCGGAAAAUAUCCAUCACCUUCUGGUGUGUCAUUCACAUGGUCGGCAUUAUCGUCGAGAUGUCCAGUGCCACCAAAUGGUACCAAGUUGCGGUGGGCCGUUUGGUUGCUGGUCUGGGUGUUGGCGGUUUGUCCACCAUUGUCCCCAUGUACCAGAGUGAAGCUGCUCCGGUGAAAGUAAGAGCUGCUAUUGUCAGUAUGUUCCAACUGUUCGUCACCUUCGGUAUCUUCAUCUCCUACAUCGUCAACUACGGCACCGAGAGAAUCCACUCCACUGCCUCCUGGCGUAUCACCAUGGGCAUCGGUUUCGCAUGGGCCUUGAUUCUCGGCCUUGGUAUCAUGUUUGUCCCUGAAUCCCCACGUUUCCUGUACCGCCAAGGCAAAAUCGAGGAGGCUCGUCAGGUCAUGGCCAAACUGGCCGGUGUCCCACCCAACCAUCGCCAGAUCGUCUUGGAGAUGCAGGAGAUGAAAGAGAAGCUCGACGAAGAGAAAGCCGCCGGCAAGGCGCCCUGGUACGAGGUGUUCACGGGCCCAGCCAUGUUCUGGCGGACAACGCUCGGAAUGGUCCUGCAGUCCCUGCAACAGCUCACUGGUGCCAACUUCAUCUUCUUCUACGGUAACACUAUCUUCUAUGCCACCGGCCUUGAGAACAGCUAUGAAACCCAGAUUAUUAUGGGAACUGUCAAUUUCGCCAUGUCCAUCGUCUCCCUGUGGGUCGUCCAGCGCUUCCGCCGUCGUCCCAUCCUAAUUAUCGGUGGCAUCGCCAUGUUCAUCUGUUUCCUGAUCUUCGCCUCCGUCGGCCACUUCUCCCUUGACCAUGAAAACCCCCAGAAUACCCCCAAAGCAGGCACGGCACUUAUUGUCUUCUCCUGCUUCUUCAUCGCCGCAUACGCCGUUAGCUGGGGUCCACUUAUCUGGGCUAUCUGCGGUGAGCUGUUCCCAUCCAAAUACCGUGGCGUUUGCGUCAGCUUGAGUACCGCAUCCAACUGGACCUGGAACUUCCUCCUCUGCUUCUUCACGCCCUUUAUCUCCAGCGCCAUCGAUUAUCGGUACGGUUACGUCUUCGGCGCAUGCUGUGCUGCCGGAUCCAUCAUCACCUACUUCUUCGUCAACGAAUCCUACGGCCGGACCCUCGAGGAAAUCGACACCAUGUACGUCAUGCACGUCAAGCCAUGGCAGAGCAAGAACUGGGUUGCUCCUCCUGCCAUCCGGGACGGCGAGAACAGGGUCCCCGGCUUGGAAAGCCACGAAGCUACUCCUGCACACAGUUCGACUGAGGCCCUUUGA